This is a messenger RNA of Aureobasidium namibiae CBS 147.97, 1524 nucleotides long. RefSeq names its product DNA glycosylase. Gene Ontology annotation, biological process: base-excision repair. Gene Ontology annotation, molecular function: catalytic activity. The transcript has 2 exons. Lineage: Eukaryota; Fungi; Ascomycota; Dothideomycetes; Dothideales; Saccotheciaceae. The record is from RefSeq and is a predicted model, not a curated record. The coding region runs from base 1 to 1524 and encodes 507 amino acids.
AUGGCUCCCAGAAGAACGCGCGCAAGCGCUGCUGCCGAACUUCAAGUCGAAAGCGGUCAACAAGUCUCGAGUCCUCCCCCAGAACCUGCUGCCAAACGCCAGCCUCUCAAGAAAGCUCCUGCUAAAGUCAAGAAUGAAACCAAAGUUGAAGUUUCCAAGAAACCGUUGCCUACGCGCAAGCGUAAGGCUCCUGCACCCAAGGAAGAGUCUCCAGUCUUUGGUGACGAGUUGCCGCACAACCUUGGCUCUCUGCCCACUCCCGAUACCGAUGAUGUUGACGAGGCCAAAGAGGCUUCACCACCGAAAAAGGCCAGACGUGUUGCAAAGGCCAAGCAGAUUGCAGACGUCAAGCCUGAGAUCAAAGACGAAGCCACUUCCGCAGAUGUCAAGACUGACGGCAAGCCCAAGAAGAAGGCCACGAAGGCCAAGAGUCACAAACUUACUCCUGGCGAGACUCCGUAUCCUGACUACGCUCAUCCUACCUCGGAAGAGUGUUAUGAAGUUGAACGCAUCCUUGCCAAGAAGCACGGCAAAGUCACGGCACCAAAGUCUAUCCCAAUGCCCUCACUGGAAGUUACUGGCUGUGGUGAGGUUCCUUCGGUCUUGGAUGCCUUGAUCAGAACCAGGCUAUCUGCUGCGACGACUGGUAAGAACUCGUCCAAUGCUUUCAAAGGCCUCGUCAAGACUUUCGGCACUCUCAAGGAGGGUGUUGGCAAAGGCAGUGUUGACUGGAACAAGGUGCGCCUCGCAUCUCAGACAGAUGUGUUUGAAGCCAUCAAGAGCGGAGGUCUUGCCAACAACAAGAGCAAAGACAUCAAAGCAAUCCUGGACAUGGUCUACGAAGAGAACCAAGCUCGUUACGCUGCUUUGAAGAAAGAGAAAGAGACCAAGACCGAGGCUGAUGGUCCAGCAGGUUCCGAGAAUGAGCCUGCGCAAGAGAAAAAUACCGAGAUUCAGCGUGUCGAGUCCGGUGUACUUUCUCUCGAUCAUCUGCAUCUGCUCUCUAACGAAGACGCAUUCGCUCGUAUGGUCCAGUUCCCUGGAAUCGGUCCAAAGACAGCCUCAUGCGUCUUGCUUUUCUGUCUGCAACGCCCUUCGUUCGCGGUCGAUACACAUGUCUUCCGCCUUUGUCAAUACCUAGGCUGGGUGCCAAAGGAAACGCAAAAGGGUCAGCCUCCUGUCAACCGUGAGACCACUUUCGCUCACUGCGAGGCACGUGUCCCCGAUGACCUCAAGUAUCCACUGCACCAGCUUCUCAUCAAGCAUGGCAAGGAAUGUCCCAGAUGCCGCGCUGCUACGAGCACUAGUAGUGAGCGUUGGGAGGAAGGAUGCCCAAUUGAGCAUCUCGUCUCGAGAUAUGGCGCCAAGAAGGGAGAAGUGUCACCUGCAGGCAAAGCAGCCCCAAAGACGAAGAGAGCUGCCGCUACCAAGAAAGGCAAGGGCAAGAAGAAGGUCGACAGCGACAGUGAGGAAGCUGAGAGCAGUGACCUCAGCGAUGUCGAGGGUGACGACGACUACGAGUAA